Leptosomus discolor (cuckoo roller) is the source of this 7415-nucleotide messenger RNA. Lineage: Eukaryota; Metazoa; Chordata; Aves; Leptosomiformes; Leptosomidae. The record is from RefSeq and is a predicted model, not a curated record.
GACUGCGUGUUACACAGGAGUCUCGUUGGUGAUCUGAAAGCAUUCGUAGAUAAAUAUGGGUUUGAUGUACUUGUCAUUCUGGCCAGCUGUUUGUCAGAUGAGAAGCAAACAAAACGACAAAUAGCAGUAUUCUCGGAAAACUUAGAGCUAGGCAAUCAAAUCUGCUGUGAAUUAGAAGAAUGUCAGAAUCCUUGUUUGGAGCUGGAUCCUCUAGGAUGUGAAUGUGACCAAAUUCUCAUUUAUCAUCAAGAAAAUUCUUUGGUGACCUGUGAUCAAAUUUUUCUUCUGGUUAAGGAAGUUAUAAAUAGAAGGCAACCAGAAAUGGUAUCAAACAGUAGAACUUCUUCUACUGAAGCUGUUGCUGGCAGUGCUCCACUUUCACAAGGAUCAUCUGGUAUCAUGGAGUUAUAUGGUUCUGAUGCAGAACCACAGCCCAGUUCGGCCAAUUUUAUAGAAAACCCUCAAGAUCUAAAUGGAUCAAUGCAAGCCCAUGUUGAUGUUAAUGUAGACCUUGUGAGUCCAGACAGUGGGUUGGCUACCAUUAGAAGCAGCCGGUCUUCCAAGGAGAGUUCUGUUUUCCUUAGUGAUGACAGCCCUGUUGCAGAAGGUGCUGCUUCCCAUCACAGUCUUCUGCCUGGCUUUGAUUCCUAUAGCCCUAUUCCUGAAGGAGCAAUAGCCGAAGAACAAAAACCUCAGUCUAGUGAUAAUAAUGAUAACUUUGAUCUUUUCAAUUUUGAUCUAGCACCCGUGGUUACAGCUCCAUCUGAGUCAUCUUCUCAUUCUGUUGAUUGUUCCCCAGCAGAUGACUAUUUCCUUAACAGUGAUUCAUCAGAAGGACAACAACUCACUGUGCAGAAAGAUCUUGAUGAGGCAAACCUGCUAGAAAACAAUACAGCAAAUUAUUCAACUGACUUAAUUACGACAACAAAUGAGGAAGACAAUUUAGCUGAAUUUUAUGAGAAUCCAGGAGAAAUAUGUGAGAAAACUUCAAGUUUGAUCGAUUUAGUUGAAGGUGAUUCUUCGUCACCAGAAAUGUUGAAAUCUGCUGAUUCAAGAAUUCCACCAACUCCUAUGAACAGUCUUGUAGAAACUUCACCAUUAGAUAAUGGGCAGCCUUUAUUUUUCCCACAAGAUGUCAUUAAAAAAAUUAAUGAAAUAGAUGGCACAAAUUAUUCUCAGUCUGGUGUUAGAUAUGGAAGCUGGUGGGAUGGCUUUGACCUAGAGUCCAGAAAUGCUGAUACAUGGAGUUCAAGUGAGCAGGAAUCUGUAUUUCAGAGCCCUGUCUUAUGGAAAGAUUGUAAAGAAAGUCCUUUGCUACGAGAACAUACUGAUAGAAGAGCCUCAGAUUCUGUAUUCCUCCAAAAACAGCCAAAGCAAAUGGAAUACAUGAGAGCAGGUCUGUGGGAUAAUCAGUUUAAACAAGAUAAUUGGGACCAUGAGAAGCGAGAGAAAAAGAAUGAACAUUCACUUUUGCAAACUGCUUCUUUAAAGGAGACAAAGCAAGAACCAGAGAGCUUUCCUGACUUGUGGAAGGUCGGUCAGCCAACACCGAUGAUGUCGGAUGCAUGGUGCAGUGGUGAAGGGAAAAGUAGUCAGUUAGCUGGAGUCUCAUAUGAAGUCUGGACUAAGUUUGAUGCAGGAGACAUUGCUCGGUCCUCAGAAAAUGUAUGGAACAUGCCCAAACUGGAUAGAGAAAAAAAAUCAGUGAAUAUUCCUGAGGAAUGGGCCAUAUCAAAAACUAGUUUAUCAGAUUCUUCAGAAAUCAUUGCAGACAAUGAGACUGAAAAUCCACCUAUCCAGGUAUCUCCAGAAGCCUGGGAUAAAGAAAAAUAUUAUUCAGUAGAAGAAUAUGGAAAAUCUGAAAAUACAAAUUCUGUUUUGAACAAUAUGCAAAAUAAUCCCAAGCUGGAAACAGAGGAAAACACUGUAUUUGGUGACCGUAAACAUAGACCAAACCCAUUUGAAAAUAUAGAGACCUGGAAUAUGUAUGAUAAAAACAUCAGGAAAGAAGUAACAGAAGUAGUGGUGCCAUGGGAGGAUACCUUCUUGUAUAAACACUCAGAUCUUAGUUCAUCAAACGUAGGUGAAGAUAUAGUUGUUUCUCCACCAGACACCAAUUAUUCAACAUCUGAUUCAUAUGUAUCACCUACAUAUGUGGAAGAUGAAGGAGAAAAUAAGGACACAGAUUUCAAUGAAGAAACAGUUACUGAUAAAUUGACAAACGCAAAUUUGGCUGAGCCAAAAGUACUUGAGAAAACAAGUAAGGAACUAUCGUCUCCUAGAAACAUGCCUUUUUCAAGCAUUGGAAACACAAACAUCUGGAACGCUCCCUUAAAUAAUGUUACCCAGUUACAAGAAAGAAAUUCUGAAAUUACUUCUCUUUCUGCCUUUGCUAAACCUUUCCUUAAUUCAGAACAAACAGCUAAUCAAUGUUUUUCAACUGAGAUACAUACCAGUGAAAAUAAUUUUUCUAUAGCUGAAAACAGAAGAAUAACGCCAGUAUACAAUCAAACAGUGAAUGACUUAUCACCACCACAGAAUGAAUUAAAUACUAGACAGACUGCAGCUGAAAAUGUAGAAACAGGAACCAGUGUUCCUGUAGAAGACACAGACACAUCUACACCAACGUCAGACACUGGAAAUGGUUUGGAUCUGAAAAUAUGUGACUUAGGGAGUCAGAUAGUUAGCAAAAAGGCAGCACAAAACACCGCUGAAAUUGAUGAAAAGCUGGAUGAUCACAAUUCAGUGCAGCAGCAGAACUUGUGGAGUUUACAGAGUGAGGAGCAUUGUGAGGAAGGCUGGGACGUCACCUCUCAGGAAGGAAAAGAGGAAUAUAAGAGAACAGAUGAGACAAGUGGACAGCAAAUGAUUAGUGACAUUUGUAAUAAAGCAGUGCAAGAGGACAGUGAAUCUUCAUGUAAUGCAGAUUUGGAAGAAAACAGGUCAACAACUGAAGUUUCCAGCUCACCAGAAAAAAUGAGGAAUAGUGUUAGUUUGGAAGCGUUAGUCACAGAGAAUGAGUCAUUUUCCAAUCAAAGUAAUCCAGUUAGUCAGGAAGAGAGAAAAGACUUGUUGCAGAAUAAUGUAGAAUCUUCUUCAAGCGCUUCUGAGGAAGGCAGAAAUUAUGAAUCUUUUCAUGACUCCAGACCACAAAAUUGCAAUUAUAAUGAAACAUCACAGCUGCUUUCUGAGAAAGCUGAAAAGGAGACUACAGUGAUAGACGAUGCAACAAGUCCUGAAGUGGAAAGUAUCUCUGAAAGUUCUGAUAAGGGUAGUGAUAAUCCUGAAAAUAAUUCUUCUAAAAUGCCUGGAAGCUCAGGCACCUGGAAUGACUAUGGAAGGAGUGGCUGUCACUUAGCCACAUCAAUUCCUUUGAGGAAUGAACCACAAGAAGCACUGGCAGAAGUGAAAGAGGGCUUACAUGAAGUGGUUUGUAACCAUCCAGGCAUUUGUAAUUCUGAGUUAGUAUCUCUCAAAAAUAGCUCAGAACUGAACAGGACUCAUGAAAAGUCUUUCACAGAUGAGUUUGAGAGUCCUCCUUCUAGAUAUGUCAGUGUUCCUGACAUUACAGAUAUGUCUGUGGUGGAAAAUUCAUUUUCACAUGAAAUAGGUUCUGGGAGAAAUGAAAACACUGAAAAUUUAGAACCUGCUAAUAGUCUUUGCAGAGAGCCAUGUAUGAUGCCUAAUGACAGUUUUCCCCAAACUGCUUGGAAUUCACAGCCAUUUGAAGAUUUGCAAUCUCCUGGAACAAGUCCUGAGGCAAGUGAAGUCCUUGAAAUGGCAAACACCACAAGUAGCCUUUCAAAGGAUAUACAGAUCAAAAGUUAUUUAGAAGAAGAUAAUGUGUGGAGUAAUUCAAUAAAUUAUUAUGCACACUCAAGUGGAACAAGUCCUGAUUUAAGUGAUGCAUCUGUGAAUGUGUGGGGAGACCUUCCAGUUGCCAGUCAUCACAAAAGGAGUCAGGAUAUGUGGGAUAUUAAAAAUAAUAAAAAUCUUGAAGAUGCUUGUAAAAGCAAUGAAUUUGGGAAUGAACUUGAAGAAGGAUUUGAAACAAGUGCUGAAAAGAACAAAGUUCCUAAAAGCUUAGAUUUUUGGGAUGCUCAUGUAGAUGAUGAUACUGUAUCUUCUUUAUCAAGUCCUGACAUAAAUGAGGAUUCAGAGAAUUCAGAGGCAUGUCCAGAAUUGAUUUACGAAGAUUCCAUGUAUGAAAACAAACAGCACAAAGCAUCUGAAAUUGUAGAGGAUUAUGCUCAAUCCAACGCAACAAGUCCUGAAGCAAAUGAAGACAAUUUAGAUACAAAAACGAAGGUGAGAGAGGAGGUCCAGGGAGGCAUCUUCAAUGAAAACUCUGGAACAAUUAAAGCUAGGAAAAUGUUGCAAGAGGACUUGACUAUAAUGGAGCGUAAUGAGACUUCUGAAUGUUUAGGUCAAUGGGAAACACUUCAGAAAAAAGAUCAGGUGAGUAUUUUCAGUGAAAAAGCAGGUAGUGGAGAAGACUCAUAUUUGUGUAAAAUGAAUGAAGAUACUACACCGGCUUUUGCUGUUGGUGAUAAAGAAGAGUAUUCUUCAAAAGCUGUAGGUAUGUGGAGUGUGUCAUUGGAAGAUGAUCUAAGAACUGAUCCAAAAUCCACAGUAGCAACAUUUGGUUUUCUAGGUGACAGUUCAGAAUUAUGGAAUUCACAACCUUGUGAAGAAAAGCAAUUGGAAGAUCAGUAUUCUGUUUCAAAUCACUCUGCAACAAACCAGUUAACAAACAGUAAAGAGGACUCCUGGGGAUCACCUUCACAAGAUAAAGAGCUAACACAAGCACAGUUCACUAAUGCAAGUAAUGAUGGACAUCAGCCUCCCCCCCUGUACUGUGGUGAAAAAGAAAAUGAAAGGCUAGUACACCCUAUGAAUAUUCCUGGUAGUCAAAUAAAUCAAGACACUGUACAGUUCAAAGAAUUUGAUCCUUUCAGACCGGAUAAAGAAGAAAGGGGCUUGAAAGAGCAGUUGUUUCCUACAGAUGAGGAAAAUCAACUGGCUCCACAGAACCCUUUUUCAGAUGAAGAACGAGGUAUGCCAAAUACAUCAGUUCAAGAAAUCACUGUACUGGAUCUACCAAAAGACAAUGAGGGAAAUGCAAGUCUCAUUCCUCAAGAGCAACAGCGGGACACCUGUGAAAGAUUAGAUGUGCACAACUCCCUGCCAGGCGCCUUCACUGUAGAAGACUUAUCUUUUGAAAUGACAGAGAAGUCAAGUCCAGGCUGGAGUGUAUUAGUUCCCCAAACUGCACUUGUCCCAGAUAUUUUACAGGAAAAUACACAAGAAAGUAAUCAGCUGUUUUCAGUGGAACCUGACCUGUGGACUAAUGCUGAGCAGAUUGUCAAUUUGAAAUCAGAUGGUGAAAAUCCUGAUAUAUUAAGUCACUGUGACCAAGACAAUAGUUCAGAGGCAUCAAGCAGUCCUGAUGUGUGCCAGGAAUAUGAAGCUAAGCAUGACUCUGUCCUGUCUUCUCGGAUUGGUGUGGAGCCUGAAGACAAAGAUAGUCAGCUGAUUCACACAUCAUUAAAUGUGAGUAAAGAGGCAGAUUUUGAUUCCAAGUGUCAGCUAGUAAUGCAGAAGGUAGAGCUACAGUCUGAAAGUGGUAGCUCCCAAGACUAUGAACAAAGAAAGACCAAUGAAUCCUAUCAGCUAAUCUCUUCUAAUACUCAGGAGACGCCUGAAUUUGCAAUUUUGGGAGAAUAUGGUCUAGAAAAUAAACUUGUUACUGAUCCAGUUGAGUCAGCUGAAAUUACCAAUGAAGUUUUAGCAGUGACAUCCUUUGAUCUGAAAGACGUGUUCCAUGAAAGUUUUACUUCUGCAAGCCAUCAAGGAACACCAGCUGAUACAGCUGAAAUAGCAACCUCGCAAAUGCAUUUUGUUCCCAUGGAUUUCACUCUACCUGGUAGGGCAGAACAAAGCUUAAAAGAAAUUAAUGCCUUGGCUGAAGUUGGAAAAUAUUCUGAUAUUGACCAUACAGCAGUAACUGGUGAUGAGCUAGACAUGUCAGAAGAAUGUGUGGAUGAAUCUAAGACAGGGGUAGAACAUAACAUCAGGAACACAUCAGUGACUAAUGUCCAGGCAAGCACAUGUAGUGGAAUGAACAUACUAGCAGUGAUAGACAGUGAAGCAGCAGAAGGGAAAUCAAAGGAUAAACAGAUAUUCUUUCCCAAGUUCUUUCUGUCUGGUGGUAAUGAAGGCUAUGAAUCUGAUUCAAAUCAUCAACUGGUUGAUGACAUAGCAAAAGAAUCUGAAGAAGUAAUUGAAAAUUAUUUUCCUGUGUUCAAGGAAAUGCCCAGUGACCAAUCACCAGUGGUGUGUACAUCACCAUCCCAUGUAUCUUUUGAUGCUGAACCCUCUGGCAGCAGAGAGGGUGCAGAGGAUGAGCUCUUGUUAGAGCAGCCAUUUUGUGACAGUGUUUCUUUGGAAAAACUUUUAUCACUGCCAACUCCUUCGGAAGGUGCAGAAGGCAUCCUAACGACCCAAGACAGCAGCAUUGAAGAUGAGGUGUCUGAAACGUCCAUAGAGUGCCUUCAGGAAAAUCGCACAUCCCUACCUUCACUCUCCAAGUCUGAAGUAACUCCAAGAGCUUCUGAAAUUGCGAUAGGAAAAUGUGAAGCAGAAACAACUGCUCCCGACUCACCGCCAGGUGGAGAUAAAAGAUCACCCUAUGACGCUGGCACUGACUCCCUAUUUUGUAGGGAGAAUAAGCUGAGAAAUUCCUCUGAGAGCACUGAACUGAAAAGUACAGAGGGUAAGGAAGAUGUGAGAACCCAGGUGCAGCGAGAUUCAGCUUUACUGGAGAUGGAUUACAUCCUUGUUAUUGAGGAAGAAAAUAUACCUUCCACUAAGGAUACCCUUGAAAGAAAUGAAAAUGAUUUUGCAUGUCAAGAAGCUAAUGUAGCUGAACACACAGAAUCUCAUGAAAGCUUUUCGCAUGGCUCCUUGGAUACCUUUCAGCCAAUCUCCAUUACAAAUGAAAGGGAAGAUUGCAUUUGUGGGACUGAAUGGGACUCUGUUCACUUAGAAGAGAAAAGUCCUUCUAUUGUACCUCAAAAACUGGAUGAUGACAGGAGAUCACAGGAGAGCUGUGGGCAAGAUGAGGGCUGGAUUAUAUUGGGCCAAAAUGAAGUCAGUGACAGAUCACCUGAAGAAAUUUCUGCUGAGUCAGAGAUGCCAAAAUCAGGAUCUGGACAUUCUGGUGAAGAACCAGCAGCUGUUGUAGCGCAGAAGUUGUUUCUUGACACUCAGGCAGAAUUUCAGGUGGUUGGUGGUGAUGGCGCAUGGGAAGCAAAUUCUCAACAGAGACUUGGAAAUAACGUAGCAACAGAACAAGAAAUGAAGGAGGAAAUGGUGCUUCUCAACAGUGAUAGAGAACUGGGCCAAAAAUCAGG